Cyphomyrmex costatus is the source of this 1138-nucleotide messenger RNA. RefSeq names its product V-type proton ATPase subunit Vha26 (gene Vha26). Gene Ontology annotation, molecular function: proton-transporting ATPase activity, rotational mechanism. The coding region runs from base 208 to 888 and encodes 226 amino acids. The record is from RefSeq and is a predicted model, not a curated record. The transcript is spliced from 5 exons. NCBI's taxonomy places the organism in Eukaryota, Metazoa, Arthropoda, Insecta, Hymenoptera, Formicidae. Gene Ontology annotation, biological process: proton transmembrane transport. Gene Ontology annotation, cellular component: proton-transporting two-sector ATPase complex, catalytic domain.
CCAUGAUUUGAUCUAGCUGUCGUUGUUGCAUGCGUUUUGGAACGCGCCUCUGGUCACACUUCAGGUCAUAUGACCGACGUUACGCCGAGUGUUGGAUGUGCUGUUGUAGGCGUUGACUGAACGACUCAUCUUCAUCGAGUCUCGUGAUCUCGAGUCCUUACAAGCCCACCAAAUAUCUUUAAGAAAGAAAAUUAUCCGGACGACAUCAUGGCUCUCAGUGACGCGGACGUUCAGAAGCAGAUCAAACAUAUGAUGGCCUUCAUAGAACAAGAGGCCAAUGAAAAGGCAGAGGAAAUAGAUGCCAAGGCAGAAGAAGAAUUUAAUAUUGAGAAGGGACGCCUGGUGCAACAACAGCGUCUCAAGAUUAUGGAGUAUUAUGAGAAAAAAGAGAAACAAGUUGAACUGCAAAAAAAGAUACAAUCUUCGAACAUGCUUAACCAGGCACGGUUGAAGGCUUUAAAAGUACGUGAAGAUCAUGUACGCAACGUUCUUGAAGAAGCUAGAAAGAGAUUAGGUGAAAUAACUCGUAAUCCCGCACAGUAUAGAGAAAUUCUUCAGCUUUUGAUAAUCCAAGGACUUUAUCAACUAACAGAGACAAAUAUUACUCUUCGUGUUCGUCAAGUCGAUCUGCCGCUCGUAGAAUCCCUUAUUGACAAUGUUCAACAGCAAUAUAAGCAGAAAACUAAGAAAGAUGUUGUUUUGAAGAUCGAUUCUGAUAAUUUCUUGCCCACAGAAAGUUGCGGAGGUGUGGAAUUAUUAGCAUCCAAAGGGCGCAUAAAGAUUAGCAAUACUUUGGAGACCAGAUUAGAGCUAAUAGCACAACAAUUGAUACCUGAGAUCCGUUCCGCCCUGUUUGGACACAAUUUCAAUCGCAAAUUUAAUGAUUAAGCUAGUUUUUCUCGACAAUUGAUUGACUCUCCAAAACAUUCCUUUUAACAACAAAUUACUUUAUCGCAUUAUCAUGUAUUAUAUAGAAUAAAAUUAGCAUAUGACACGCUUUCUGUCGAGACUCAUGCCUAAUAUUUUCAAUGAAAGUAUCUGAUUAAUUGCCGUGCAAUACUUGUCGUUGAAUGAGUUGCAAACAAAUUGUACAGUACUCGUCACAAGUACUCAUUUUACUUUAUUCCUAUCCUUCUGA